Plasmodium knowlesi strain H is the source of this 3105-nucleotide messenger RNA. RefSeq names its product SICAvar, type I (fragment). The annotation marks the transcript as partial. The record is from RefSeq and is a predicted model, not a curated record. Lineage: Eukaryota; Apicomplexa; Aconoidasida; Haemosporida; Plasmodiidae. The transcript has 5 exons.
AGCGAAUUCUGGACGACAAAUGGCGACGUAGGAAAGCUGUGGAAAGAACUGUCCACAGCAAUGAAAGGGAAAGAGAAUGUCAGUGGAAAUGGGGAUUGUAGUAAAGUGGAUGAUAAUGGCACCUCCGGUGGCAGAACGCCUACCGACCCAGAAAAGAGGGCAUGCCAACAUCUUACAGCAGGUUUCAACCAACUAAAAGAUUCAACUUCCACCAACGAUAAGUACACCAUUUUGAAGAACAACCCACUGUUAAGACAAACAGUGGGUUGUUUCCUUCUUAAGGAAUAUGCAAAACUAAUGCAAACUAACUCUAAAUGUGUUAUCACUUCUGGUUUAAAGAAAGCUUUCGAUCUAUGGAAACCCAAAAAUAAUGGGCAAUGCGAGGACGAUAGUCCUUGCAUUGACUGUACUUGGGAUGAAUCAUUGGACACUUGCUCAAUUACCACAAGUGGCAGCGCAACCCAGACGAAAGUAACGGACAAAUUAAAUACAGUGCAACCCAAAAUUGAAGGCACCGCAAAAGAGAUCCUACCGAAAAUAAAUAAAAUGUAUAAGUUAUGCGAUUACAUUAUGUGUGCCGCACCCAAAUGGUUCUACAACCAAAAGAACAACAAGAACCAAGCAGCGAAUAGAGGAACGGCGAAGACUUGGUGUAACUUCUGGGAUGAGGGCGUCCAGCCCGAACUGAAGAAAAUGUUCAACGAUAUCGAGAAGAAUCGAAAGGACUCGUCAAGCACAUACACUAUUGACACCAUAUGCCGAAUCUUUGGUGAUGGUAAUGAUGAUAGUGUUGAAAGAAAAGCAUGUAAUCACAUCGUGGCGGGAUUAAAAUACAUUAAAAACAUUCCACCAAAGGAUAGUGGUAGUACUACUGCCUCUUGGUCUCAUGAGCAAGACAAGCAACUGCUCGAUCGAGCAGUUGCUUGUGUUGCUCUUAAUCUUUAUGCUGAUCAAAUAAUUACAAAAUCUCAAGAGAAAUGUCCCAUUGAUGAGGAAAGAAUAAAAAAAAUAUUUGAUGUUUGGAAUGGAACUAAUUUUUCAUGUGAGGGUAAUAAUAAUAAUAAUUGCUUUAAGUGUGAAAGACUUCCAAAUUUUAAUGGUUGCGAAUUAAGUGUUUCCAAAACUUUGCUUAAAACAUCAUCACCAUCACAAUCACAAAGUGGAGCUUGCGAUAAGGAGGAAGCUGACGCAGUUAAAGUCCAAACUCAAGUGGACGAACUCCUCAAAGACAAAAACACCACCAUCAAGAUGGAAGAAAAAUUAUCCGACAUCACUGAAAUGACCACUUUCUGUUCUGAACUCCAAUGUGCUGCAAGGAAAUGGAACUUUACAAAAAACAGUAAAGGAACACCACCAUCAUGGAGUGAGAUAAACACUGUCGUUAACGAUGAAUUGAAGAAACUUCUACAACAGAUUACGAAUGUUCAGAAUUGGAAUUCUGCUAAGCAACACUGCAAUGACGACAUUGGUUCUUCCUGGUCAACCGACACAAAAGGAGAAAGAACUGCAAAGCAAAAAGCUUGUAAGCUUUUUACUUUAGGUUUAAAACACAUUUCUCAAAUUAAUGACGACAAGAACAAGGAUGCUGUACCACUUAAAAGGACUAUGAUGUGCGCAGCACUUAAUCUUUAUGCUGAUCAAUUAAUUACAAAAUCAACAGAUCAAUGUCCUCUAGAUGAUAAGAAAUUGAAGGACGCAAUAAAAUACGCUUUUGAUAAUAAUAGUAAUGCCACUAGGAGUGGAGCAAAUUCAUGCAAAACUGAUCCUAAUUCUUGUUUUGUUUGCAAUAGGCAAGAAAAAAGCACUUUUGCCAGUUGUCAAAUUGGACAAGACAAAAUAGGGGAGAAUAUGACCAAACUCCUGGUCAACGAAGACCAAUCCAACCUCAACAACAACCAGGAAAAAACACUAGAGAAAAUAAAUGAAAUAGAAACUUUCUGUACUCAAGUUCAAUGUGCCAUUAAACAAUACGGAAAGAACAAUAAUAAUAAAGGCCAGAAUGGAACAGUGACUUGGGAUGAUAUAAACAAUGAAGCCAAAGGCGUAUUAGAGCAACUUCUAAAACAGAUUACGGAACCUUCGCAGGAGAAGGACGUUGUCGACUUCUGCAAAGACAACGCCGCAUGGAAUAAGGGCCAUAAAGAAAGGAAAACAAAUAAAGCAGCAUGUUUGCUUUUUGCUUCAGGACUUCAGCACAUUUAUGGCCGCGGUAGGAAGUCUGUUAAGGGCCCUUUUAAGGGCCCAUCGUUUGAACAAACGAUGGGUUGUUUAUUUCUUAAAGAAUAUGCAAAACAAUUGCAAACAAUGGCAAAUGAGAAGAAAAAAGGACAUAGUUGGGUACAUCCUCUUUGUGAAAUAGAUAAGGGCAUAAAUCACGCUUUCAAACAAAGUAAAGACAUUAUGAAGAGUGUAUUAAAUGAAUGCGAGAAUGGUACUAAUGGUAUUUCUUGUUUUGAAUGCACACUGAACGAAGAUUAUAAAAAUUGCUCCAUUGGCUCUGACACAGUAGAAAAUAAAGUUAAUGAAAUGUUCACAGAAUCGACGAACAAAGACCAUAUGCAACAAACAUUAGAGAAUACAGUCUGUCCCAUCCUUCUUACGGAUCUCCUUACCCCUUUUCUUCCUUUGGCUCCUGUCUCUAUUGGUCUUUCUGCUAUGGCUUAUUACCUUUGGAAGUAUUUCGGUCCUCUUGGUAAAGGAGGACCACGUUUCAGAAGAUCUCCCACUGAAAUUCCGGGUCCAUCCGUACAGGAACAAGUCCUCGAUCAUGUGGAAGAAGCUGGUCCACAUGAAUAUCGAUUGGUGAAGGAACGAAAACCUCGUUCUGCUCCAACGAGAACGAAACGUUCUGGUCGCGUGAAUCGUCGAACGAUUAUUGAAAUUCAUUUUGAAGUGUUGGACGAAUGUCAAAAAGGGGACACACAAUUGAACCAGAAGGAUUUUCUGGAACUUUUGGUUCAAGAGUUCAUGGGAUCGGAAUUUAUGGAAGAAGAACAGGUUCCUAAGGAAGAGGUUCUUAUGGAAGGGGUUCCAAUGGAAAGUAUUCCUUUGGAGCAGGUUCCAAUGGAACGUGUUCCAAAUUUAGGUUCCGGGUUUAUGGUUUAG